Molecule: messenger RNA, 681 nt
Organism: Pyrenophora tritici-repentis Pt-1C-BFP
Lineage: Eukaryota; Fungi; Ascomycota; Dothideomycetes; Pleosporales; Pleosporaceae
Product: S-adenosyl-L-methionine-dependent methyltransferase
Molecular function (GO): S-adenosylmethionine-dependent methyltransferase activity
Source: RefSeq, a predicted model, not a curated record
AUGCCCGCACCUUGGUGGCCAAAGCAAGCCCUCAGCAUCGAAGGCGCAUCCUUUCAAAACCUUCAGAGAGAUGUCACUGAUUCAAUCGCUCGACAACUUAUCAAAGAGCUUCCUCCGAUCACAGAAACCUCCGUGGUCCACGACAACGGCUGCGGCUAUGGAGCAAUGACCAUAGCAAUCAUGGAAGCCAACCCGCCAGUCGGCCUCCAGAUCUACGCCACCGAUUUCAAUUUCAGGUUCCUUUCACAGCUGAACGCCAAGCUUACACAAAACCCGACAUGGCCGGUCAAGGUCAAGACGAUGGAUGCUCAAAAGCUCGCCUUUGCGGACAACACUUUCGAUAUCUCCAUCACCAACUUCGUCUUCGCAGGAUUGCUCGAUGACGUUGGUGCGGCCUCGCACAUUCUACGAACCCUAAAGCCAGGUGGAACUGGCGUCAUAGCUGUCUGGAAAGACAUGCCCUGGCACGUCGCACUCGAGAACGCUCACCACAAGACUCGUGGUGCAGACAAGCCUAUGGCACCUUUUCUCAGAGAUAGCCAGUACAAAAAGGAGAAGAUCGAGCAGGUCACUAAGAAAGCCGGUUUGAAGGAUGUCAAGUUCAUUGAGUUGAAUGCUUAUCUCAAUUUCGGCACUGAUAUGAAGCGAUGGGCACACCUGAGAUCAAUCAAGCUAGCUUGA